Molecule: messenger RNA, 1009 nt
Organism: Selaginella moellendorffii
Lineage: Eukaryota; Viridiplantae; Streptophyta; Lycopodiopsida; Selaginellales; Selaginellaceae
Exons: 7
Coding region: 58-930 (290 amino acids)
Source: RefSeq, a predicted model, not a curated record
GUGGAAGCGUUAACACUUUAUAUUUCCGUCUCCGCACUGCAGAAGCAGUACUUCUCGAUGGGGAACGAAAAGAAGCACACGCAUUUUGAUUGCCUUCUUUUUGAUCUGGAUGAUACUUUGUAUCCUUUCAGCCUCGGUAUCGCAGAAGCAUGCAGGCAAAAUAUCGAAGAAUACAUGGUGGAUAAACUUGGCAUUGAUAAGAGUAUUGCAACUGAUUUGGGCCAGACUUUGUACAGAUGCCAUGGAACUACAAUGGCUGGACUAAGGGCAACAGGCUAUAACUUUGAUUACGAUGACUUUCACAAUUACGUACACGGCAGGCUACCUUAUGAUCUUUUGAAGCCCAAUCCCGAGUUACGAGAGAUGCUUCUGAGCAUGCCGCAACGCAAAUAUGUCUUCACUAACGCGGACAAGAAUCAUGCGUCUAAAGCUCUACACCGAAUGGGCUUAGAAGACUGUUUUGACACCGUCAUAUGUUUUGAAACAAUCAUGGGUCACGAGGGGACGGAUAUGAUAAAGAAAGCAACAGGCAAAGAUAAGCGCGUUGGGAGGCAGAGCUUGAAAAUGGUCGAAAGCUCGACCAGCGUGGCUGUGGUCUGUAAACCCGAAGCAAACAACACGGUGGCCGCGAUUAUCUGCAAGCCAUCGCCAGAGGCUAUGAAACGAGCUGUUGAGAUCAUCAACGUGGACGCUAAACGAGCUCUAUUCUUUGAUGAUUCCCCGCGAAACAUUGCAGCAGGAAAAGCUGUGGGUCUUCAUACUGUGCUGGUAAGAAAACUUCUUUCCUUUCAUUCUGGCUCGAGAUAUCUGGCUCUCGACUUAUCUCGAGCGUUACCUCAGGUUGGCAAUGUCACCAAGUGUGAAGGAGCAGACUACGCCAUUGCGAACAUCGUUGAAGCAAGGAAAGAGGUUCCAAUCAUCUGGGACUGACUCGCCCUGCUAUGAAUUCACAGUCUCGAGACUCACAGGAAAACUGUUACAAACUGCAACAGCGUCCCUGUCACGGUCU